Messenger RNA from Colletotrichum higginsianum IMI 349063, 1425 nucleotides. Its product is annotated as SH3 domain-containing protein. NCBI's taxonomy places the organism in Eukaryota, Fungi, Ascomycota, Sordariomycetes, Glomerellales, Glomerellaceae. The record is from RefSeq and is a predicted model, not a curated record. Bases 1 to 1425 code for a protein of 474 amino acids. Gene Ontology annotation, molecular function: lipid binding; protein binding. Gene Ontology annotation, cellular component: actin cortical patch; mating projection tip; medial cortex. Gene Ontology annotation, biological process: endocytosis; actin cortical patch localization; plasma membrane tubulation. The transcript has 3 exons.
AUGCAAUCUAUGCAGAGGCAGUUUGGCAAGCUCAUGAGUAAGAGCCCCGGCGACAAUGCCAAAGUCGCCGCUGUCUUACACGACUACGAGGAUGCAGAGAGACUGCUGGGCAAGAUCAUCGAGAAUACAAAGACUCUCCGUGAUGCUUGGAUAGCCAUGGCUACUAGCCAGUGGGCUAUCGUCAAGGAGUACGAGGGUCUGUACGACCCAAUUGUUGGAGCUUCCGAGGGGCACGCCCGCUCUGGCACCGUGACGCCCCAACUACAGCUUGAUCGCACCUUCAAGCUCAGUGGAGCCUAUUCUGACCUCAAGGACGAGCUCAUCGGAGAAGUGACAGCCAUUGAUUCGCAGGUCAUUCGCCCAGCCACCGAAGCUCGCGAUUACAUACAGCCCCUUCGCAAAACCAUCAAAAAGCGCGAGAACAAACGGCUGGAUUACGAAAAGGCCCAGGACAAGGUCAAGAAACUCCAGAAAAAGACAGGAAGGACGCCCAAAGAAGAGGCUCAGCUAUCAAAGGUCGAAUUUGAAAUGUCUUGCGCUUCCGAGGAGUUCGAGGCUGCAGACGCUCAUCUUCGAGAUGCCCUGCCUCCUAUCAUCGAAGCUAUAUUUACCCUCAUUCCUCACUUGCUAGCCUCCCAUGUCUGCAUCCAAAACAGGCUUCUCGGACUGUAUUACACCAUGCUUCACAACUACUGCGAGGACCAAGACUUCCCUUCUCCUCCGCCUCCCAUGGAGAAUGUGGUGUCCGCUUGGUCUGCAUCGUUUCUGCCGGUGCAGAGAGAGAUGGAGUCCAUCAGCUGCAUAGCGCACGGCAAGAACUGGAGGCAACCUGCCAGGGUAGGCGAUGACGGACAAAGUCGAACGUCCUCCACAUCGUCAGUGUCUUCGCGCAAUGGCUUCUCUCGGACACCAUCCGGUAUGAAUGAAAGCGCAGUACCAUUGCCGAGGGUGAUGCGAAUACCUUCAGCCACCUCGGUCAACCGAUCCGCCUUCGCUUCAGAUGUCUCUCCGCAACCAAGUCCGCAAUCGGGCACUACCAACAUCUCCCGCUCGCAGCUUGGCCUCCCAACUGACUUCACAACCGCCACAGCUCUGGGACAUCCUCAAGGCACUUUCAGCGUAUCGCCGGUCUACACAAGCUCACGCACGGAGUACUUUGGACAUGAACCGGGUCCUCAAUCAAAUCGCAGCAAUACCUUGGCGAAGAAGAAGCCACCGCCCCCGCCACCAGCGAAGCGCUUCAAGGCUCCUGACGAGUACGUCGUAGCCCAGUACGACUUUUCAGGAGGGGAGGGAGACUUGAGCUUUCGUGAGGGAGACAGAAUCAAGAUUAUCAAGAAGACAGGGACAGAUCAGGACUGGUGGGUGGGCGAGCUGGGCGGCGUAAAGGGUAGUUUUCCUGCCAAUUAUUGCAAGGCCAUCUGA